AAAAAAUAAACCCUUGGCACCAAAGCGUCGCGGGAAAAAAGAAACCCCCUCCCCCGUCACCCCAACACGUGACGCUGCUCCUUCUGCUCCUCCUCCACAAAAUCCCAGGAAACAGCCCAAGAGUAAGCGAUCCCCUCGGACCGAAGCUCCCGUGGAAAGCCUGGCUUUCUCCACAGAGCCUAGGAACUUUCCGAGGAUCCCUGCCCCAUCCCUUUCUGAGAUCCUCCAGUCCCUCCUCAUGACCCUUAACCUUCCGCAACCUUUGCAAUUGAUCGCUACUUGGGCCCUUCCUUACCUGAAGGGAAUGAUCAAGCAGUGGCUGGCUCAAUGGCCGUGCCUAAGCAUGAUGGUCCGAUUGGACGAUUAAUUCACCAAUGGCUACCUUCAUUCAGUGGAACUGUAGAAGUUUGCUCGGAAAACUAAACUCCUUUAAAGUACUAGUAGGCGAACACAAUUGCGAUUUGUUCGCUCUAUGUGAAACUUGGCUAUCGGACGACAUUACGCUAACCUUCCCGGGAUAUAACAUAAUCCGUGAAGAUCGAAUUACCAGGGGUGGGGGGGUAUUGAUUGGUAUAAGGAAGAGUCACACCUUCUCCAGAGUACCAACCCCUAGACAAGAAAUAAUGGAAACUGUCGCAAUACAGGCCAAAAUAGGCGACCUUCACGUGACAAUUCCAUCCGUUUAUAUCCCUCCGAUAGCCAACAAUGAAAAAGAAAAAAUUGAAAAGUUCAAAGAGGAUCUUGGAAAUUUAGCAGUGGUCUUGCCUGGUCCGCUUUUAAUCCUGGGAGAUUUUAACUCCCAUGGAGUAGAAUGGGGGGGCGUUAAGGAUGAUAUCCGCGCUCCCAUUAUCCGAGAUUUCUGCGACAGGUACAAAUUUUCAAUUCUGAACUCAGGAGAGGCAACUAGGAUGUCGACGCCAAAAAGUAGGGAAAGUGCACUGGACUUGUCUCUAUGUCCAUCAGCUAUGGCCCUGGAUUUUAGCUGGAAGGUGAUUCAGGACCCUAUUGGCAGUGAUCACUUGCCGAUAGAAAUCUCUUACAACAAGGGAGGAUGUUCAGUUGAUGGGAUCCCCGUUAAAUGUGACUUAACGAGGAACAUCGACUGGACGAGAUACGGUGAAUUAGUAGCCGCUUCGCUUUCUCUUGCUACUUAUUAUUCAACUCCUGUAAAUGAGUAUAAAAAUCUUGUUGCAGUCAUAAACAAGUGUGCCCUUGAAGCCCAAACAAGGCGCUCCCACCAAGCAAGGACAUUUAAAAAGCCACCCACUCCUUGGUGGGACAAGGAUUGCCAAGCGGCUUUCAAUAAGAAGCGGGAGGCGUAUAAAGCCUUCCGGGACACGGGCUCGAGGCCUUUAUAUGAAAAAUAUAAGGGACAAGAGAGAGCGUGUAAAAACCUGUUGAAGGCGAAGAAAAAGGGUUAUUGGCGCAGAUACGUCAACAAUCUAGAUCCUUCCACUUCCUUAAAUUCGCUUUGGAAAAUGGCUAGAAGGAUGCGAAACAGCAACAACAUUAACGAGAGCGAAAGUUUUUCCGGCGAAUGGCUUAUUGAAUUCGCACACAAACUAUGUCCCGACUUCGUUCCAGCGCAGAAUUUCAUUCAAGAUGCGCCUGGCAGUGACCCAAUGUAG
Messenger RNA from Anopheles funestus (African malaria mosquito), 1628 nucleotides. RefSeq lists its product as uncharacterized. The coding region runs from base 375 to 1628 and encodes 417 amino acids. Lineage: Eukaryota; Metazoa; Arthropoda; Insecta; Diptera; Culicidae. Gene Ontology annotation, molecular function: catalytic activity. The transcript has a single exon. The record is from RefSeq and is a predicted model, not a curated record.